Cryptomeria japonica (Japanese cedar) is the source of this 1743-nucleotide messenger RNA. RefSeq names its product UDP-glucuronate 4-epimerase 1. The transcript has 2 exons. The coding region runs from base 416 to 1726 and encodes 436 amino acids. The record is from RefSeq and is a predicted model, not a curated record. Lineage: Eukaryota; Viridiplantae; Streptophyta; Pinopsida; Cupressales; Cupressaceae.
GAUAAAGAUCUUGUGAACACUGAUAAUUACCACUACCUUAAGUUGUAGUUAACUAUAAACGAAGCAGAAGGACGUUGGAAGUGGGCACGUGGAGAUGCAUUGUGGAGUGCAAGGCAAGCAAGGAUAAAGUCUAAUAAUUCGCCUUUGACUAUUCCGAAAGAGGAAAUGAGAUGGUGAUUUGGGUGAAAAUCUGCUGACAAAUUCGAGAGGCAACCCAUGUUGAUCAACAGGAGGAUAUCUGCAUUGUGAAGGAGGCGUAUUUAUUGCCUCUCACCAAUCCGUGAAGCGAAGCGGAUCCAAUCUCAACUCACAUGUUUUCAGUUUGAUUGGUGGCUUCCCACCUCACUGUGUUGAAACUGAGUUUUUUAAUCAACGCUAGGUGGGAAGAAGCUAAUUUGUGGGCAUAUCUUUUUCCAUGCCAGGUAUUGCAUCUGUUGCAAUGCCUACCUCUAUUCAAGACAAUUUUCCCUCGACUCCAGGCAAAGUAAAGAUAGAAAGGGGUAAUCAUUUUAACCGUCAACUGAACCGGUGGCUUACUUCAUCAGCCACAUUCUUCUUCUGGGCUCUCUUUCUUAUCGCACUGACUGCAUCCUACUUGUGUUUAAAGACAUCUCUGGAUAUAGGCACCAAACACAUUUCAAAAUGGGGCGGUCCUCAAUGGGAGAAAAAGGUUCAACAUUCUUGUCAAGCAAAGAGACCUGGUGGGAUGGUGGUAUUAGUUACGGGGGCUUCUGGGUUUGUGGGAACACAUGUAUCCUUAGCUUUGAAGAAGAGAGGAGAUGGAGUCCUUGGACUCGAUAAUUUUAAUGAUUACUAUGACACUUCCCUCAAAAGAGCUCGAGAAGGUCUUUUGAAGAAACAUGGGAUUUUCAUCAUAGAAGGGGACAUAAAUGACAGCAUGCUCUUAAAUAAGUUGUUUGAUGUUAUUCCAUUUACCCAUGUCAUGCAUCUUGCAGCACAGGCAGGUGUUCGAUAUGCCAUGGAAAAUCCAUCUUCUUAUGUCCAUAGCAAUAUUGCAGGGCUUGUCACCUUGCUAGAAGCCUGCAAGGCAGCUAACCCUCAGCCGGCUAUUGUUUGGGCAUCUUCUAGUUCUGUUUAUGGCCUCAAUGAUAAGGUGCCCUUUUCAGAAAUUGAUAGAACUGAUCAGCCAGCUAGUCUCUAUGCAGCUACAAAGAAAGCAGGGGAAGAAAUCACUCACACAUACAAUCACAUUUAUGGGCUCUCUAUUACAGGGUUGAGGUUUUUUACUGUGUAUGGACCAUGGGGGCGACCUGACAUGGCUUAUUUUUCUUUCACGAGGAACAUAUUGCAAGGAAAACCCAUAACCAUAUACAGAGGAAAGAAUCAAGUAGAUCUUGCUCGAGACUUCACUUACAUAGAUGACAUUGUGAAAGGUUGUGUUGCCUCGCUUGACACUGCAACCAAGAGUACUGGGAGUGGAGGAAAGAAGAAAGGACCAGCACAAUACAGAAUCUACAAUUUGGGAAAUACUUCACCUGUGACUGUGCCCAUAUUAGUGAACAUUCUUGAGAGGCAUUUGAAGGUGAAGGCUCGGAAAAAUAUUGUUGAUAUGCCAGGAAAUGGGGAUGUGCCCUUCACUCACGCUAAUAUAACACUUGCAAAAAUGGAGUUAGGCUACAAGCCAACUACAGACUUACAAAACGGUCUAAAGAAGUUUGUAAAAUGGUAUCAGAAUUAUUAUGGUUAUACCUACAGUAAAAUGUAAGAUCUUUAUUUUGUUUA